GGCCCAGAGGCGAACGUUGGGGGCGGGGAUCGGUUGGAGCGGCAGAGAGGGGGUUGGGUGCAAGGAGGAGGAGGAGCAGCAGCAGCAGCAGCAGGUAGCCCGCCAAAGGCCGCCUACAGCCAGCUUCGAGAGAGCAUCGGGGCUGAGCCAUCAUGACAACCGCUUCUUUGAAAUGACCGACUGAUUCGAUGAUUUCCCGAGUGAAGCCGGCCAUUUCAUUGUGUUAGGUGAAGUCCCAUUCAUUUUUGGAGCGUCGGGAGGUAGGCCGCGCCUGAGGGAGGCGGCCGCCGAGCUCGAUUAAUGCGGCUUGUGGACAGCCUCGACUGACCCGGGGGGGGGGAAGAGAAAUAAAAACACUCUUCUUGUCGGAGGAAAAAAAAAAUCACCGGUGGAUAUUUAUUUAUUUUCGUCGAAAAUUCGGCUCGAUUAAGCACACGCUGGAGAUGGUGGAUGUGGAUUUCAGUGGCUGCGGUGCAUCUGGAGAUGGCAGCAGCAGCAGAAAGAUGCUGGAGCUGUCUGAGUCCGACUGCGCUGAGAUUGUUCCUCUGGAGCUCUACGAUUCAUCCAGGGCCAAGAUAGCCGCCAAUCUGGCGUGGAUCUUUUCCAAAGCGUAUGGAAUAGAUAAUAUCCCGGAGGAUUUAAGAGAUGCUUUCUACACUGACCAGUAUGACCAGGAACACAUUAAACCACCUGUCAUUAAGCUGCUGCUGUCGAGUGAACUCUAUUGUCGUGUCUGCAGCCUAAUUCUGAAAGGGGAUCAGGUGGCUGCAUUGCAGGGUCAUCAGCCUGUCAUUCAAGCAUUGUCUCGCAAAGGCAUUUAUGUCAUGGAAACUGAUGAUUUACCAGUUUCAGAAUCUGACCUCGUGCAGUCUCCAAUCAAAAUGAGUGCCCACAUGGCUUUGAUUGAUGCACUGAUGAUGGCUUAUACAGUAGAGAUGAUCAGCAUUGAAAAAGUAGUGGCCUCUGUGAAGCGUUUCUCUACAUUUAGUGCCUCAAAGGAAUUGCCGUAUGAUCUGGAAGAUGCCAUGGUGUUCUGGAUAAAUAAGGUGAACUUAAAAAUGAGAGAGAUUACCGAAAAGGAGUUUAAACUUAAACAGCAGAUUGUGGAAAGUCCAAGUCACCAAAAGUCUCCUUCAAAAUGGUAUUGGAAGCUGGUGCCCUAUAAUCUGAUGCAUGCCAUAGCACACCGCAUGUUGGAGCCAGAGGAAUAUGCUCGGGUGGUUCGUUAUCGACGCGAUCACCCCUUGAACAAGCAGUUGCCAUUUUUCCCUUUAAUGGAAGAUUUAAUGAGGGAUGUAUGUGAUGGCUGUUCACUUCUGGCAGUCAUUCAUUACUACUGCCCAGAACUCAUGAAGUUAGAAGACAUUUGUUUGAAAGAAGUGACUUCAAUUGCAGACAGCUUGUAUAAUAUUCAACUUCUCAUAGAUUUUUCGCAUCAUUACCUGAACAAAAGUUUCUAUCUGUCACUAGAAGACAUGUUGUACAGUCCUUUAGUACUGAAGCCUAACGUUAUGGUUUUCAUCGCUGAAUUAUUCUGGUGGUUUGAAGUUGUGAAGCCUGACUUUGUGCAACCACGGGAAGUUCAUGAAAUCAAAGAUGCUAAAACACUCCUACAACAGAAGAGCUCUCGCCCACCCCUUCCAAUUUCCAAUGCAACAAAGCGGAGCUUUAUGGUCAGCCCAGCCAAUGGUCCAGGUGAUUUGCCAACGUCUGUUUCACAGAGUAGCCCAGAAAUUGGAACCAGGUAUUGCCUGCAUCCUGAAGAAUUUGUUAAAGGAAGCCCUGCAUUCAGUCCUUCCCAUCCGCUAUUGCCUUUAAGACAGAGGCAGUACAAAUGUCCCCUAUCUAGUGAAGACAGCCCAGAUACUAGACAUCGUUCAAAUUCCCUAACUCGAGUUGAUGGGCAGCCAAGAGGUGCAGUGUUGGCCUGGCAAGAAAGGAAGCCAAGACCCUUGUCUCAGCCGACACCAUUUGCCCUUCAUUAUGCAACUGACAGUGAUGUAGAUGCUGGCUCUGGAGAUAGCAUCAGCCUGGCCAGGUCCAUUAGCAAAGACAGUCUUGCAUCCAAUAUAGUCAAUGUAACCCCAAAGCAUCAGUCUCAGCUACUGUCUCCACCUGCAGAAAGCAAUGGGAAAAGCUUGCUAAAGAAUGUUGACAUGGAUGAUGAGGAUGAUGAGGAACUUAUUGCAAUAAUUAAGUCAGAUGGAGAGCUGCUUAACAAUUCUGAUCUUGAGUUACAAAGUGUUUCGUCAAAAGUCACAAGUCAAACCUUGCCAUCAAAGUCUCCCAAAAGACUGCAAAAUGACAUUGAAGUAGCAAACCAAUCUGGUGGAUUCUUUUUAGAACCUUUAAUGCCUGCAGUCUUAAAACCAGCCAAGGAAAAUCUCCUCAUUGUUAACAAGUAUGAAGAAUGUGGAGAGCGAAGAUGCAGACCUUCCUCAACAAAGAGAAUAACAGAUGGACAGUUGCCUUCAACACGCAAAAAAGCAGAAAAUGUCAAUAUGGAGUCAGAUAUUAGCAGGACUUUCACUCCUAUAACCAGCUCUGACUUUAUUGUAGUGUCUGACUCAGCCAGUGAAAAGACACGGCGACAUCUUGAAGAAUCCGGAGUUUCCUUAAGUAAUUUUAGGCCUUUAGCUAGUAGUAGUGUUGAAGCUGCAACUCAGGGGGAAUCUGGGGGCUUCUUCCUUCAUACUGGUGAUCUUGAAGAAGGGUUGGAUGGUAUGUCAAUAAAUAAUGAAACCACUGUGGGAAACAGUAAACCGCAUGACACAACAUGGAUUAUGAAUAUGCAAGAUUCUGAUUCAGAAGUGCUAGAUAUGGAAGAGGCUGACCAAGACCUAGUUACUGAUGAGGAGGUCCAACAAGUCAGAAGUGGGUACAGUGGAGAAGAGGAGUCUAGAAAAUUGCAUCAUGAUAUGAAGGUGAAGGAACAUGAGGACAAGGAUGGUGCCAGUGGUCGUUCCAGUCCUUGUCUGAGUACAAUUUCACAAGCUAGCAGCACGUCCAUGACCAGUACCAGUAUUAGAAUGACCAACUUUGCUGAGCGUAAGCUACAAAGACUUAACAGUGCUGAGGCAAAAUCUAGUGCAAGUAGUUCUCAAAAGACCACUCCAGAUGGGUCAGAAUGUUGCCCUUUACCCAUGAUGACAUGGAGGCAGAAACGAGAACAGAGUCCCAAUAGACAGACCAAAGACAGUGCUCAGAUGCUGGCUUCCGAACUUGUGCAACUUCACAUGCAGCUUGAGGAGAAACGCAGAACAAUUGAAGCUCAGAAAAAGAAAAUGGAAGCACUCUCUGCCAGACAGCGGCUAAAAUUGGGCAAAGCUGCUUUCUUACAUAUUGUUAAAAAGGGGAAGAAUGAAGGGAUUCCUCAACCACUUAAGCCUGAAUACCUUGCAAAGGAAGCUGAGCUUCCAAGUAAUGAGGAAACUGUUGCUCUAGUAUGCCAGUCACCUAGAGCAGAUGAAGAUCUUGUGAACAAAGAAGCCAAAGAAGAUUACUUAAAACAGCUGGAAGAAGGAGGGGCGAAAGAUUUACGUGAGAAAAUCACAGAAAAUGAUAUCCAAGAAAGCAUUGCGGCAGUUAGGCAGCGAUGGUUAAAGGAAUCUUCACAGGCUGCUCAAGAUGUUGACAAGAACAAAGUGAAUUCUAAUGGUUUUGAGGAAGGCAUAGCAGAUGUUGAUAUGAACGAAUAUAAUCGGUCUAUUGAGAAACUUAACGAAACGCUGAGCAACCUUCAGUUCGAGAUGCACAAGCUUUCGCAGCAGCAAGAACUCUUGAUGAAGCUUAAGGACCAGGCACCAAUCACACCCCUACCAAAUGUUAAUCGCAAUCUGCAGGACCAAAAGUUCAGGCAAGCUGUACAGGUCGUGGAACCUCUAUCACCCACAGGGGGUAGUCUACCACAAGCUAUACGUAAACAGCCACGCAGCGCUCCAUUGAAAAGUCCUCGUUCAGCAAGGCCAACAGACUUAAAAGUGCCUCGGGAUUCUAAAAUGCAAGGCUCUUUUCGGAUUAUCACACCCACACACAAUGUUGAAACUCUACCCCAUCUACGACCGUCUCCAGGUAGUAAACCAUUAAAGUCUGAGAUUGAUGAUAAUACUGUUGAUGGUAGUGUUAGCACAGGAACUUCUACAGAGCAUAUGUCUGAAAGGACAAAGGAUGCUGAUGGCCUAAAGGAAGGUGAUGAAGGUAACCAGCGGACAUUGGUGCUUUCAACAACCCAAAAAGACAGUUAUAAUUAUUUCUAUGAACAAAUUAACACUGAGGCAGUAAUUAGCACCCCCAAAAAAGCUGAAUAUCCAUCACUUAUCUCUUCGGAUAGAUCAGGAAAGGAGAAUAUUCCUAUUGAGGAACAAACCAAAAACAAGGCAAACCUCAUUGAAGUGGAUAUCUCUGAACUGAAAGCACCAACAGAAGGCGAAACAUCUGAAAGUCAAGGCCUUUCCACCAGUCAUGUGAUCUGUGAAUCUGAUCAGAAGUCUGGAUUAGGCUUUUUCUUCAAGGAUGAUCAGAAAGCGGAAGAUGAGUUGGCAAAGAAACGGGCUGCAUUCCUUUUAAAACAGCAGCGCAAAGCAGAGGAAGCUCGCUUACGAAGACAGCAGCUGGAUGCUGAAAUAGAGCAGAAACGCGAUGAAGCAAGGCGCAAAGCUGAAGAAGACCGGAUUCGUAAAGAAGAGGAGAAAGCACGGAGAGAGUUGAUCAAACAGGAGUAUCUGCGGCGUAAACAACAACAAAUUCUUGAGGAACAAGGACUUGUUAAACCCAGGCCUAAAGUUAAGAAGCAGCGCCCAAAAUCAGUGCAUCGGGAGGAAUCUUCUAGCGAACCCCCAUCUCAAUAUCCUUCUACCCCUGAUAAUCUGAGCAGUGCUCAGUCUGGUUCCAGUCUCUCUCUCGCAUCAGCUACUACUACUGAGGCAGAAAGUGUGAACUCUGGUGGUGGAAGUGGUAGUGGUGGUUAUUCACAAAGGACAGAUUCUAUGGAAACAUUUUCGGUGUUGAGCAGAAAUCAGAGUAGAAACACAGAACGAGACUGGGAGAACACAUCCACAGCCUCAUCAAUUGCAUCAGUAGCUGAGUACACAGGUCCAAAACUAUUCAAGGAACCGAGCUCCAAGUCAAACAAAUCAAUAAUCCAUAAUGCUAUCUCUCACUGCUGCCUUGCAGGGAAAGUAAAUGAGACACAGAAAAACUCAAUACUUGAGGAGCUUGAGAAAUGCGAGGCUAACCAUUACAUCAUCUUGUUCCGUGAUGCGGGCUGCCAGUUUCGAGCACUUUAUGCUUAUUCCCCAGACUCUGAAGAGAUCCUGAAGUUAACUGGGACAGGGCCAAAAAACAUUAAUAAGAAGAUGAUCGACAAGCUUUACAAAUACAGCUCGGACAGAAAGCUGUUUAGCUUAAUACCUACAAAAACCAUGUCAGUCAGUGUGGACGCUAUCACAAUUCACAAUCACCUGUGGCAAGCCAAGCGGUCUGCAGUGCCAAAGAAGCAGUCAACUGGAAAAUGAAAUAAUUUUUUUGCUGAUUAAGUUUGAAGUUCUCAGAUGCCCUCCUCCUGCAAAGUAGUAGAUUGUGUGAAAUUCACAACUUUUCUAUUUGAUUUGGUGGCAAUUCCAUUUUGGGAGAGUUCAAAUCCCGUUAGAUUCCGUUACAGAUGAGAGAAUGGAGACUUUUUUAUUUGUCUAUGAAAUAUGAUGUAUUCUUCAAAGGGUGGAGUGAAUUGAUGGGCCAUUUUUCUGAAAGACGUUUGAUCUCUGGGUGCCAGGAUCUGGCAGUGCGUGACUGAACUCUGGCUUAACUUUCUUCACUGGUUACUCUGGCUUGUAGCAGUCUUUUCUUUGCAUGUGACAAGUUUCCUAACCAGUGGAUUCUUAAAAGUAUUUGUGGACAGUAGAUGUGAAAAUCCUCUUUGGCAUUAUCUUUCUUUUCCCCCCUAUUCCUCUGUGGAAUAGUGUCGUCAUGAAGAAUUAGUAAUGCGGCAGUUAAAUUUGGCUUGUGGUAUACUUGGAAUGAUGGGUUUUAUAACAUUACAUUUACUACAGUAUUGAUCUGAAAUCAAAACAACCUUUUUCCUGUAUUGGCAAAGGUAAUUCUGGUCUGACUUUGGCUUAACUGAGUGCAGCAAUUGAAUCAAUUUAAUAACUGCCACGGAACUGUGAUUGCUGACUUCCCGCAAUUCCAGAUACUCCUUAAUUUUCUCCUUGUACUCUUGCCGUUAACAGUGAUGGAUUGUGAGCUGUGCAUUUUAAGAUAGCAUCAUGAGUGAUUUUAACAGUAGCCAUAGUACUUUUGGCACAGCAAUCAUGCAGAAGUAUCUACGCAAACCACACAAGAUGGCAAGAUGAUGGUGGAUGCUGAGAAUUGAAAGUUUGAUUUAAUAAACAUGUAAAUUCGGCGCAUUUUAUAAGUACUGUCAUUUUAGACAAAGCCUGUAUUCUGCAGUAAUGAUUGGGUAUUAAUUGUUCAGUAAGGAAGAUUGUUGUAGAAGUAGAGUAUUACAACAGAGCACAUUGCUGUAUGAAGGCACACUGAGAGAUCACAAUCAAAAUUUAAUGCUUUUUAAUUGCAUCAUGCAUUCUGAAAAUCUUCCAUUCUCCCUCUCAUUUUCCAAUACAGUAUGAGCAGCAUGCUCUUGUAAGGGUAUACAUUCUGUUAAACCUCAGACCUUAUUUUCUUUUGGGAUUGCAGUAUUUAAUAUAUUUUUUGCACACUUAUUCUUUUGUGUGUCACCCUUGGCUAAUUUCUGCAUAAUGGACUUUCUCUCAGCAAGCAUUCAUGAAACACAGCUUUCUUUUCCUGUUCUGAAAUUUUUAACAUAACCUGUCAAAAGCUGCGUGUGUUCUGUUUAAAAUAAAAAAAAAUUUCUAUUAAGUGUAUAGUGGAAAAUAAUUUGACCGUUCUAUGUGUGGUCAUAGUGACGAUCCUUAAAGCUGCAUCUUUUUCCCCAUUACUAUGCAGCGUUGUGCCAUCAAUCAAUGGUGAUGACCUAAACAAAAUAAAUGUAAAGCUGCGUACACAGGGCAGGAUUUUGAAUUUCUCCUGAGCAUGUUCAUUGAGUCAGAGUCCCAUUGACAUAAAAAAGUUUCUGAAAUAGGAACUUAUUUUUUAAAAUAGAGGCUUUAUGGGUAAUCAUUGUAUUUAAUUGCUGCUGUCAAUAGACAAUUUCAUUUUUUAAACAUAUAAAGAAAAUAUACACUCCAAAGUUGAUUUGUUACAGAAAAGAUAGAGUUUGCAGUUGUAACGAAGUGCUGCAGUCAGGGUUAUGUGUGGGUUUACCUUCAUUGAGACACUCUGACUUGAAAUGGGGUCAGCUCCAUCUUGAGAGUCGGUUAAGUUUCUCCAGCAGAGAAAGCAACUUGUGGUUUACUGAAAUUGUUCUUAUGCAAAUUUUACAUUUCUGCUAUUUUAUUUUUUGUUAUUGGUUUAUAGGAAGAAAGUUAUUGUUAACUGGUUUUACCUUUGCUGUCCAUCUCUUACCACCCUUUUAAAAAUCUUUCUGGCUAUGCGCAAGCAAGUUGCAUAUGCUUACGCGCAGUUACUGAAUGUGAGAUGGAUUGUGUGCAUUUAAAAAUGUUCGAAUAGAAUUGAUGGAAACACCAUGGAGAAAUGUUAUAUGUAUAAAAAUAUAUAUCUGCAAGAAUUCUCAUUGGUCUGCCAGAAAUCUUAAUUUCUAAAAUGUGAAUGAAAUAGUGUCAAAUAAUCUUUUUUCCUUUUUAAAUUUGUGUUUAUGCAUUGCAUUUUUACAACCAAUUGCAAUGCAUCUGUUCAACCUGGUUAGUAAGGAAAUCAGCAAACAUUUGAUUUUGCUGAUGGUUUUUGGUGAGUGCGUGAUGCAGAGGACUGAAAUUGUGAUGAAUAAGUAUGGUGUAGCAAUACUUGAAAUAUUUAACUCUGAUUUAGUUGUUUCUUGAAGAAAAAAUGAUUAAAAACAUACAGGCUUUACGUUUCCUCUAAGUAGUUUUCUGUGUGGAGCCCCUUAUCUUGAAUGUGGGCCAGCACUAAGCUAGUUGCAUGUUUGAUGUGUAUUAAAGGGAUUCAUAUCUGUAUAACACGAAAGAGUAACUUAAGUAUUUAUACACAUUUUGAAUUCUCACUGCUUGUAUUUUAAUAGAUUUUAACUAUCGAAGGUAUUUAAUGUGUACCUUGAUUUCCUGUUGAUUUUUGGUACCAGAGAUGCAAAUUCAUCCAAGAAACUUUGCUGUAGAAGUGCAUGAAAUUUCUCAUUACAGUAAGAGUUUCCAGUUUUUUGACAGUUUUAUAAUAUUUAAUAAAAUGGAUGAAUAAUACUAGGGAGCAACUACUAUGUAGCUCAGUUAAAGUUCGCCUAUUAUUACAUCCUGAAUUCUUUCAGCGAUGUGUACAGAUCUUUACAUUUAAUUGUUCUUUAAAUUGAAAUGGGUAUAAAACAUAUGUUUUCAGUUGGUCAGCAUAGAAAAAUCUGGAUUCCUUCGUGUUGUGUGAAGUGAUUUUUGUUUUAGCAAGUGAAAUCCAUAGAAGGUAAAAUGCCUAUCUGUAAAGGCACUGUUUUAAAAAUUGGAUGUAUUAAGUGAUGUGCAUUACUUAUUGUACAUUGUUUCUUACAUUGGCAUUGAAAUAUUUAGAAAUUGACACCCAUAAGAUGUUUGGUGAUAUAUUGGUUACAUGCCUUCUCACGAUUAGGAUGUGGAUUUAAAUUUGGGUUAGGCUGAUAGAAUGCAAGUCUCUGCUGACCAGAGACUUCCCAAGUGAACUGAAUUGUGUUCAUAGCCUUAAUAACAUUGAAAAUGACUGGAUGAAACUUGUUAUUAAAUGCGUUGGUAUUAAAUAUUCAUCCUACAAAAUUUUUUUCCAAUUUUAGUUUUAUCUUGAAAGUUAAUUCAUCCUUUAUGUGAACUGUUUUCUCUUCUCUUCAGAAAGCUUACCAUCAAGAAAAUCCCAAUAGUAGAAAUAGAAAAUAUACACUGCUUCAACCACACUAUCAUAAGAUGGCUGUGCAGACAGCGUGAAGAUUAAAUGUCAUGCAGUGUGGCAAAUUUUUCUUUAUGGCAAGAAACUUUACUGCUACCAUUGUUGAAUAUGGGUCAUGAUAGGUUUAAUUAAAUUGCAGCUGAAAUGUUGCGUGUUACAAUACUAAAGCCUUUUAAGGCCCUUUAGGUAAAAUUACAACCGCUAUCAUUAUAAUGUAUGGAAGGGUUAGUAGUGUCAGGCUAUUUGGUGAUGCUGUGCAAUAUUCCAAAACCUUUUUUUUUCAUAUUAAGGAUGGCGAUAAUCCAGUAAUCAGUACGGUGUUAUUUACAGUCAGAUCAACUAUUAUGAUGGAAUUGUAGAAAUCUAAUUACACACUGCUGUUUUCUUUAUAACAAUUUUAAUAGUUAAGCUAGAUCCUUCAGAAAUAUCAGAAAUCUGAAAUUGGAACAGAAGAUAUUUGAAGUACUCAACAGGCUCACAAUGCUUGCAGAAACUAGAUCAUUUGGUGUUUGAUUGCAGACCUUUGGACCCAUCUGUAUUAGUCUGUUGAAAGAAUCUGUGCCUGAAACAUUUUUGUUAAACAUCAAGUACAUUUAAAUUUUAUUUGAUAUAUUCAUUAACGUGUGCUGGUAAAUUGUCUAUUGUUGUUCAUGGCCAGGCAACAAAAAUAAGUUGCUUCCACACAUGCAAUCUGGUGAGAAGGGGGAGAAUUUUCCUCAGUUGCACCUCGUGCCAGAAUCUACAUUGUUAGAGCUGAUUCUUCACAUGCAAAAUUUAAUUUCUAACCCUUUGCAGAAUCAGUUACGUGAUGCAGCACAAUUGUGAUCAGAAAUUGUGACAACUGUAUGCAUGUACACUUAGAGUAAAUUGAUACAUUUAGAGUAAAUAUACAUUUAGAGUAAGUGGAGACUUAAAUAUGCUGCAUGAAGCCAACAUUGAACAGCUAUUAGUUCCCUGUAACUUUUUUGUACUGUCAUGUUUCCUUGACAUGGGAGACUAGUUUAGAUUUUCUGAUCAUUGUGAAUGGUAGCCCAUUUAUUUUAAAUGAGAUAAUGUAGAUCAGAAAGUCCAGUCUUGUUUUGCUUUGUGUUUAUUGGGUAACUGUUUCAUUUUGUUACAUUUAGAAGGUAAUCACCUGUCCAUUCAAAUAUUUUGUGCUUUUUGAUUCCUUCGUAAGGUCCGUACAUUCAAUCUGAAUGGUUUUUAAACUUAGUUAUUUAUUAAGCUGAAUGACACCACUGAUCCCUCAGCGAUAGAAAUAUUAAAAAUGCCUUUAGUAAGUUGCAUGAAGUUUUUUCUUAAAGCAACCAAGUUUUAUUUCAGUAGUCUUGUAACUUUUUUUUGAAAAACAAAACUGGUUUGAUAGAGGUACAAGGGAUUGGGAAAACUGGCCAGUUGUGACUUUUUUCAGGUAUUUUCUAUUUUCAAAUAUCUUGUUGAAAAUGUUGAUGAUGAAUUAUAUUGCAAAUUAAAAUAUAGCCUGUCAAAUCAUGAACAGAAAGUACAGAGUCUUUGUACAAAAAAGAUUCCACCCUGUGCUGGUCAGCCAAUGUUUUGUUGCUCUAAACAUGUAAUGUAGAAACAGUGGGCAUUAAAAGUUUUGACAUUAACAUGCAAUCAUACCUCUUCCCUACCCACAUUACUGUUGUGAAAACUGUCCUCUAGAGCUAAACGUGCAGGCAGCAGUGCUUUUGAGAGAAUUGCUUAGUGUAAAGGAAGUGCAAUUAACUUAAUCUUUUGAAAGGGAAAUAUUUUCAAAGUCAGCACUUUUUAAAAUGGACCAUACUUAAAACAAGCUGUCGCAGUCCGAUGUAAUUGCGCACUGAUUACAGUUUACAUUGUAGUGAACUACAAAUAUUAGGAAAACCAGGUUGCACUGAUGCAUUUGGUGAAAUAAUCUCAAGGUGUUGACAAUGGAAUCUAGAGUUAAUAAAUGCAAGUUUGUCUUCCACUGCUUUUUAAAAAAUGUUUCUGUGUGUUUUUAAACCAGAAUGUGACAUGGAUUGAAAGUUUGCAAUAUGGUGCGGCCUUUUGUAAAUAAGCAUGUGGAUAACUGGUCUGUUGGAACUGUAAAUACCUAAGGAUGCUACCAAAUUAUUUUCUCAUGGUUUGAGUAUUGCUACACAGAUCAUAGUAAUGGCAUCAUUUUUUUCUUUUGUAAUAUUACCAUGCUUCCCAUCAUCACCUAAAUGUUCUGUCCACUUGUAUGUUUAACAUAUAAAACAUAUUUAUUUUGAAAAGUACUGAAAAGUUAAUAAAGAGCAGUGAACUGUA
Molecule: messenger RNA, 11226 nt
Organism: Chiloscyllium plagiosum (whitespotted bambooshark)
Lineage: Eukaryota; Metazoa; Chordata; Chondrichthyes; Orectolobiformes; Hemiscylliidae
Gene: camsap1b
Product: calmodulin regulated spectrin-associated protein 1b
Biological process (GO): cytoplasmic microtubule organization; neuron projection development; negative regulation of microtubule depolymerization
Cellular component (GO): microtubule minus-end
Molecular function (GO): microtubule minus-end binding; calmodulin binding; spectrin binding
Source: RefSeq, a predicted model, not a curated record